AUGGUAGAAAUCCAAGUCCUGGAUUCACAGUGUGGAAGUGAAAAUGCUGAAUGUUCUUCCAGCUACUGGGUGAAAAUACGGGGUGUUUUUUUUUCCUUCUUUCUCUCUCUCUGCAGGGCUCUGGCUGACAUCUUAAGGCAGCAGGGACCAAUCCCAAUAGCACACUGUGAAAGAGAGACUAUCUCGGCCAUAGAUACCUCCCCCAAAGAAAACACCCCAGUCAGGACAGCUUCCAAAAACCAUUACACCCCAGUGCGCACCGCCAAGAGUAACCCAGGACCCUAUGGAAAGGAUAUUUAUCGAAGUGGAGGGCCAGAUCUCCAUAAUUUCAUCUCCUCUGGCUUUGUCACAUUAGGAAGAGGACACACGAAGGAUGACCAAGAACAAAAUUAUAAUCACCUGAUACUAAACAGUGCCACCCAGACACCUACACAUGACAAACCACGGAUGAACAACAUCCUUACUUCUGCCACUGAACCCUAUGACCUGUCCUUCUCCCGGUCCUUCCAGAACCUCUCUCACCUCCCGCCGUCCUACGAAUCUGCUGUCAAGACCAACUCAAGUAAAUAUUCUUCUCUGAAGAGACUAACUGACAAGGAGGCUGACGAGUACUACAUGAGGAGGAGGCACCUGCCCGACCUGGCAGCCCGGGGCACGCUCCCCAUCAACGUCAUCAAGAUGUCUCAACAGACCAACCACAGGGACAGGCCCCGCCGCCCCAUCAGGGCCAUGUCCCAGGACAGGGUGCUGUCUCCCGAGAGGAUCAUGCCCGAGGAGUUCAGCAUGUCCUACGAGCGGAUCCUCUCGGACGAGCAGCUGCUGUCGGCGGAGCGGCUGCACUCCCAGGACCCGCUGCUCUCCCCGGAGCGCUCGGCCUACCCCGAGCAGUCCAUGUCCCGGGCUUUGUCACACACAGACGUCUUUGUAUCCACCCCCGUCUUGGAUCGCUACAGGAUGACCAAAAUGCACUCCCAUCCCAGUGCCUCCAAUAACUUGUACAACACCCUGGGGAUGAACCCCACCUCGGCCAAGCGCCAGGCGUUCGCCUCCCGCCGCCACAACACGGUGGAGCAGCUGCACUACAUCCCGGGGCCCCCCCACCACUACCGCACGGCCAGCAAGACAGAGGUGACUGUUUGA
This is a messenger RNA of Chaetura pelagica (chimney swift), 1140 nucleotides long. RefSeq names its product shisa family member 6 (gene SHISA6). The coding region runs from base 1 to 1140 and encodes 379 amino acids. The transcript has 5 exons. Lineage: Eukaryota; Metazoa; Chordata; Aves; Apodiformes; Apodidae. Gene Ontology annotation, cellular component: postsynaptic membrane; AMPA glutamate receptor complex; dendritic spine membrane. Gene Ontology annotation, biological process: regulation of short-term neuronal synaptic plasticity; regulation of AMPA receptor activity. The record is from RefSeq and is a predicted model, not a curated record.